Coccidioides posadasii C735 delta SOWgp is the source of this 330-nucleotide messenger RNA. The record is from RefSeq and is a predicted model, not a curated record. NCBI's taxonomy places the organism in Eukaryota, Fungi, Ascomycota, Eurotiomycetes, Onygenales, Onygenaceae.
AUGCGCCAUGGCAUUCUAGUUUCCGCCCAGCGCGAGGAUAGAGGAGACUGGGAAGAUGUUAACGAUGAGCAUGAAGACGACGACAACAACAAUACUGCAGGCUAUGAGGACCGAUGUUCUGAAUUUCUUGCUUCUGUGGGACGACAUCAGGGCCCCAAAACCGAGAUAUCGGCCGAGCCCAAGUCAAACUUCUUUGUGGGGCAGUAUGAUGGGGACGUCAAUGGUGUCCUCCCUACCGGGCCACGCCUGCAUUUUGAUAUACCACCACAUCCUAGGAGGAGCUCCAAUGGCGGAAAGGAUCCUGGGUCUUCGGAAGUCACGCAAUAUUAA